Messenger RNA from Teleopsis dalmanni, 6186 nucleotides. It is a transcript of the gene IntS1, whose product is annotated as integrator complex subunit 1. The record is from RefSeq and is a predicted model, not a curated record. NCBI's taxonomy places the organism in Eukaryota, Metazoa, Arthropoda, Insecta, Diptera, Diopsidae. The coding region runs from base 96 to 6119 and encodes 2007 amino acids. Gene Ontology annotation, biological process: U2 snRNA 3'-end processing. The transcript is spliced from 3 exons. Gene Ontology annotation, cellular component: integrator complex.
AGUUCAUUUCAUUAUCAUUAUUUUGUAUUGUCAAGUUUGGAAUGUUAUUUAGGUUAUUAGUUGUUGUUUGUUAGAAAUAUUAAUGAUAUUAAAUAAUGGAGCGCAAUAGACAUCAAAAAAUAAAACCCGCACAUCUUGGAAGUGAGCUAUUCGCUUUAGGAUCUAAAGUCAAUCGUGAAGAUUCGAAAUCAAAAACUUCCUCAAAAACUGCUGUUCCCAUUGAUCGCAAAAGAGAUUCCGGUUCAAUAAGUAUUAGUAAUGUGACCAAAAAACAAAAACUAUCAGCAUCAGUGCGUACGUCCACAGAACAAUCAAAAGGAUUUUCUGAAUUAUGGGAGCAAAUGGCCGUAGAGUGUGAAACGGGUGAUUUAAUUGAAAAUAUUUACACCGCAAUAGAUCAAAAUGAUAAAGAAACUGUAAUAAAAUAUCUAUGCGGUUGCAUUAAACAACUACAACAAUCAACAAAUUCGAAAAUAGAUGUAACUACAAAUUUAAUUUUAUUUUAUAUAGCAAAAACGAAACCGAGAUAUUUUUAUAACGACGUUUUGACAUCAGCAUUGGUCUGUACAAUACGCCGAGAAACAAAUGCAAAGACCAGAUGUAAUAUAAAUAAUAUUAUACUUGCGACUAAUUUGUUAACUAAAGGUUUUCAUGAAAAAACAUUAUGGCCAGAGAUCUUUUUACGUAUCUAUAUUGAAGAUGCUAUCAAUGAAAGAAUUUGGGUAGACAAUCCUUUAUGUGCAUUUUUUACUUCAAAUCUGUGUGCUGCAUUCAAUACAAUUAUACCAAAUCAAAGUUUAUUGCAACUUGAGAGUUCCACUCAGCAGCAACGUAUGAUAUCGUUAAGCACUGAAGAUGAUUCAGGAGAUAAUACAUCUUUUGGUGUUGAUUUUAAUGCGCAAUCACUAAGGUUGGAGUGUGAACAAAAACGUAAUGGUCAAGUAUGUAGUCGAUUUGAUUCAUCAUCAGAAACGAUUGAAAAAGAAGUUAUAGAGGCAGUGAAAGAACAGUUAAAUAAACGUCAACAACAAGAAUGUUAUACACGUAAUUUUCUAAAGUUCUUAUGUACUACAUCGGGAUUGGUUGAUGUUCGAUUUCUUACAAUAUCACGAUUGGAAUUAUGGAUUCACAACGGAAAACUAACGAAAUUAGCUCAACAUUUACUUGCUUAUAUUUGUUUGAAUAUAAAGAGUAAAUCAUCUAAAGAUCACGAAGUUUUGGCCUCAUUGGUUAAAAUGCGACCAAAAACAAAACCUCUCAUAAAUUUCUAUAUGGCUUGUCUUAAGGAGAUGAUAGUAUUACAACCUGAUAUUUUGGGAAUUAUAUUAAAGUUGGUAGUCCAAAAUGAGCUUUCGAAUACGCGUAAUCCAAAUAACAUGGGAAUACUUGCGACUCUGUUUCAAACUUCACCAGAACUUUCAGCUACACAUCUUGCAGAAAUAUAUAAGGAAUUUUUGUUACAACGUGACGACUGUUUGCGAACUUUACGCGUUUUUUUGAGAGAGUUAGUACGUAUGUUACGAUUUGAUUUAAAUCUCGUACAAUUUUGUAAAGUAUUUCUUAACGGAAGACCUGAUCUUACAAAACAAAUUGAAGAAUCAGAUUUUAAAGAUAGAAUAUUUUACAAUAUGGUUGAUAUUGUUUGCUUAUGUAUGAUUUUGGAAGUAUCACCGCAAGUACGUGAAACAACAUUAUCUUUGAGAUCGAGUCGAGACUUUCAAGUGAAUUCUGUUUUAACAAAAUUCUAUAAUCAUAUGGGUCAAAUACAAUUAAAUAUUUUAUCUUGGAUGUAUGAAGCUGUACCAAGUGUUUUUAAAAUUCAAAAUGCAGAAUACAGUCAAGCUCUACACAAAAUACUUUUGCUAGAAAAUGUAGAACAUUAUUCACGUAGUGAUCAAUGGCCUUCCGAGCCUGAACGAGCAACUUUAUUGCGUAUAGUUGCAGAAACACCCAUACAUGAAGAGGAAUUGUUGCGUAUUAUACUGAUUGGUAUUACCAAGGAUAUACCAUUUUCUGUACCGGAAACUAUUGAAAUAAUCAUGCUUGUUAUUAAAAGAGCUUCUGCUAUGAAGGCAACGAAUUAUCCUGCAGUUGAAGCCAAUAAAUAUGAGAUAAUUGAUUUUCUUUUUAAUAUGGCAGAAUAUCAUUAUCCAGAGAAUAUAAAACUUCCUGAAGAUUAUGAACCACCAAAGCUUGCUAUUAGUAUUUUAUACUGGAAGGCUUGGAUGAUAAUGCUUAUGAUAUCAGCCCAUAAUCCAUCAUCGUUUGGUUCAUUUUGUUGGAACCAGUAUCCGACAAUGAAAACUCUAAUUGAAAUGUGUAUUACGAAUCAAUUCAACGAAAAUAAUGGAUCAAAAGAAGAACCACAGAUUCAGGCAAUUGAACGUAAUCAUAUACUGGAAUUCGAGACACACUUGGCAGCACAAACUUCACAAACAGUUAUAACAGAAGAGAAUGCAAUACUUUUAACACAACUAACACUUAUGAAUCCGAUGGGUCAGGCACGAAAAGUUCCAGUCUUUGUUUUGGAGCAGUUGAAGCAACUUAAUAAAUCGCUUAAAUUGGGACACUUGUUGUGCCGCUCCAGAAAACCGGAUUUGUUAUUAGACAUCAUACAACGACAAGGUACUACUCAAUCUAUGCCAUGGCUGUCAGAUCUUGUACAAAAUAGUGACGGUGAUUUCAAUCAUCUUCCAGUGCAAUGUUUGUGUGAAUUUUUAUUAUUUAGCACAAAUGCUUUGAAUGAAGAAAAUAAACGAGAUACAGAUUUAGUUAAUUACCUUCGAGGUAUUAUUAUGGAUCCAUAUGCUGCUAAACAGACUGUGUGUGAAGUAUUAGAUUAUAUAUUCCGUAGAUUAUCAUCAACAGUGAAACAGUCAAGAGUUGCUGCACUAAAAGGAUUGCAAAUCAUUUUUAAAACUGAAGAUGCUGAUGAGAAUGAUUGGCUUUUAUUAGCUAUACCACAAUUACAAUACUUUACAGAAAUACGUUCAUAUAUAGUGCCACAACUGCGUUCGGCUUGUCAAGUAGAAAAUUCUCCGCAACUUGUUAUGUUAUAUAUACAGUUUAUAGCGGCCCAUACACUUAAUGAUUCAGUAACUGAAACUUUGGAUCACGUAAUGGAUAUGGCACAAUUAAUUGUAGAACGCAGCACAAUGUUUCAACAUAUUAUACCAACCGCAGAUACUAACGAUCCACUACACGAAUGUCGUUCACAAACAUUGAAAUGUCUUCUUGUUAUGUUUAACAACUACAUAAUAAAAUUGAGAGAGCAUCACGAACCUUAUGAAUGGGCUGAAUAUCCAGAUCUUUUAAUGGUACAAUUUCAUGAUGGGGUAGAAUUACCUUUACAUUUACAUAUAAUUCAUGCUUUUAUAAUAUUGCUAACGCAUUCAACAAGUACUAUGUCGGAGUCGUUUCCCAUAUUAGAUUAUUGGUUUCCACCUAAUCAAAAGGCUCCAACCGCCUAUUUACCAAAUUUACCACAUGAACCAGUACAGCUGCUGCCAGAUUGGUUAAAACUAAGAAUGAUACGUUCAUCGGUGGAUCGUUUAGUAACGGCAGCUAUUCAAGAUCUUACGCCUGAUCAAAUUAUUCUGUUUAUACAGAAUUUUGGUACUCCUGUUAAUUCUAUGUCAAGAUUAUUAGCUCUGUUAGAUAUUGCAGUAGAAGAACAAGAAGAAGUUGUUAAAGCGACAAUACUGAACAAAGCUUAUUUAUCACAAUUGAUAGAAAUACAACGAGCCCGUGGUGCCAAAAAUGGACAUGUAACUGUAAAAAAAUUGGGAUUAAAUUCUCAUUCACAAACUGUGCCUGAUUUACCAAAAAUUCAAAUCGAUGAUUUGGAAACUAUCACCUUAAAUAAUUUUUCGUUAAUUGAAACUACAGAAUCAAAGACUGACAAAAUUAAAGUCGUAUUAAAUCAUACGAAAAAUUAUACAUUCCGAAAAUUGAUGUAUCAGAUACGUAAUCCAUGUGAUUUCAGCUCUAGCAAUGAAAAAGAAAUAGAAUUUAUUAUUACAAAUAUUUUAAAUAAUGUACAACAACAAUUUAGUUCUAUUGGAAAUGAUGAAGCUAAAUUUCGAAUAUGCACAGUUGUAAGAGGAUUAGUGGAUUUAAAAGAAAAGCUCAUAUUGGUGGAUAAAAUCAAACACAGUGUUAAUCUAAUAAAUGAAACUAUAAAUAACUUAUUAGUUUACAGUAAAAAGCUUCCAAACGACGAUCAUUUUUUGCUUGCUUUGCAGAGUGUUGCUCGAACCAACGAAACCUCCAAAACUACUAAUAAGAGGAUGUUUAAUAAAAUAACGGAUGCUGACAUCGCAGAAUUAAGCAACAUUUCCAAAUUAGGUGUGUGGAAUAUUGAUCUGGAUCCUGAAGUUUUUAUAGUUGAGAAAAAAGUAAAAAUAGAUUUUCUUUUUUCUAAGGAUAGUCCUCCAAUUCGUUACUAUUUUCUAUCCGUUAUGUGCCACCAGUCACAUUGGAGUACACUUAUAACAAUGUUAGAUCAUGUUUUGCAGGAAAGGACGACAAACUACGAUUGUAGCACAGUAUUGAGCUUUAUAGAAUCAAUUAUUUACAAUCCAAAAUUAUGGCAGGGACGAGACAAACGUAUUACGAAUGCAGAUGUUGCAGACGAUAUUAUACAUUUGGAAGGUUCAAAAUUGAAUGCAUUUACAAAUCUAAUUUUAAAAGAAGCGGAAAGUGAUGACAACUAUAAAUCUGAAAAAUAUGAUCAAAAAUUAUGUUCACGAAUUAAUCUUUUAUUUAUAGUUACAAAGAAAAAAGACAAGUUAUUGGCACAAUUCAUCGAAUACAUAGAUCGUAGCGAUUGCCCAGAAGAGUUAAAGUAUAAAGUACUUCAACAAAUGUAUUUAAUGUAUCCUAAAAUUAAAUUUAUUAAGAAAGAUACAUUUGGAAAAAAUCCUUCAAAGUUGUUGACACUGAAGGGUUGUCAAGCAGAUAAGAUAUCCAAUAAUCUUAUAACAUGUUUUGGUAACCUUAAUACGAAAAAGGAUUUCGAAUUACUUUCUCCAGACACUGACCUAUUAAUAAGAAAACUUGCUGCAUCUCAUCCUGCACUGUUCGUAAGACAAUUAGGCGUACUUAUGUCAUUGUUAGAAGGUAAAGCAGAACUUAAUAUUCAAGUAAUACGUGAAGAUCAUCACAUAAAUCGCUUUGUGCAGAUUUUACGUACUCUGGAGCUAAUAAAACCAAUUUUGUUUGAUGAUGCAUAUAAAACCGAUUUUCAUGCUGGAAUAGUUUGUUAUUUCAAGUUUCUUAAAAAUCAUAUAGGAAGUAAAGAAACUUUUAACAUUGUUUAUAAAUUUGCAGAUCUGCUUCUUGCAUACAUAAAUGCAAAUCCCAAUAGUGCCUUUCCAAUUAUUGAACAGUAUUUUGAUGUGUUGAUGAACCUUGUAAUAAAGUUUAAUUCCUUAACUGUCCUACAUCAAUUAAUACAGAGCGUGAACACAUUGCGAUUAAACAGCUGGACUGCUAAACAAAUUUGUUCAAAUGUCAUUAUCAUUGAAGAUCAAUCAGAAUCAAAUUCAAGAAAAACAUCAGAAACAGAUAUAUCAGAUUCAAGUGCGAACACAACAGUUAAAAUAGUUGAUAAAUUUAGUGUUUAUGGAACAACCGGUUUUACAUUUAAUAAACGCCCAGAAUUAUCUGAACAUUUUUUACAUUUAAUAAAACUUGUUAAAACUUCCAACGAAGAAGAAAUAUUAAUUGGUCCGCUGCUUGAAAUUGAAAAUCUUACUUCAAAACGUUUUACGGUUCUCUCUGAAAUAUUUGAACGUUUGUUGGAACUUAUAUUUUCAUCAAGCGCACAUAUACGUUCCAAUGCUUUUAUUUUAUUAAUACGCCAUUUAACACACAAUCCGGGAAAUGCUGAUAUUAAUAAAAGUACUUUUAAUGCUUACAUACAAUGUCUACGUGACGAUAAUUCAUCAGUUGCGUCUACAGCUGUUGACAAUUUACCGGAAAUGACUAUACUUCUACAGGAGUAUGCGGUUCCCAUACUUUGCACUGCAUUCUAUUUAGGCACACGAUCACGGAUGAAUACUAGUAAUCAAAUAAAGCGUGUGUUGCACACUUUAUUAUUACAGCAUGGUUAUUAGAAUGACUAAAUUCCCUAGGUUAAAAAAAUUAAUUAACUUUAAUAUUAUAACUAUAUGAAAAUACUAA